Radiomyces spectabilis is the source of this 948-nucleotide messenger RNA. RefSeq lists its product as uncharacterized. The transcript is spliced from 5 exons. Gene Ontology annotation, biological process: magnesium ion transport. Gene Ontology annotation, cellular component: membrane. Bases 1 to 948 code for a protein of 315 amino acids. NCBI's taxonomy places the organism in Eukaryota, Fungi, Mucoromycota, Mucoromycetes, Mucorales, Radiomycetaceae. The record is from RefSeq and is a predicted model, not a curated record. Gene Ontology annotation, molecular function: magnesium ion transmembrane transporter activity.
AUGGCAUUCCAACGGAAAUCACAUAUUAUAAACGACCAACUGUCUCCUGUGGAGCUUCAAAAACCUUCAUAUCGUCGUCCAAUGUGGGUGGCCGCAGCUACCACGUAUCUUGUAGCCAAUAUCAUUGGUUCUGUAUUUUCGAUCGGAUAUUUGCCGAUUGUCACUCUUGCUCCGAUUAGCGCUUUGGGGCUCGUUUUUAAUGCGUUCGCAGCCUGGGGCGUGCUUGGAGAUCCGCUUACCAGACGUAGCGUCCUUGGCACUGGUAGUAUUGUCAUUGGCACGUUAUUGGUUGGCCUGUUUGGUGUGAUCAUCGAACCCGAUCACGAUAUCGACGAUUUGAUUCAACUAUACCACAAGACGACCUUCAUUAUCUAUUUCAGCAUCCUAGAAUUUGUGAUUGUUACCGCCUUGAUUUUCACACAUUACUUUGAGCAACUGUAUUUCAAGCUUCAGAAGCAGAAUUUCAUGCCAGACCAACCACGACUGAAAUGGCUCGCCUCGGCUGAUUUCAGAAUGUACCUUGGUAUCAGUUAUGGUAUGAUCGCAGGCAAUAUCAGCAGCCAAAGCAUGCUAUUCGCGAAAAGUGGGUUUGAACUAUUCAUUUUGACCAUCGUUUUCAACAUGGAUCAGCUCCACUAUCCGCUCACCUGGGUUUUGGUGUCCAUGGUCAUCGUCACAGCUAUUUUGCAACUUUAUUACCUCAACAAGGGUUUACGGCUCUGUGACACGGUGAUUCUAGUGCCAUUGUCAUCAUGCGCUUUCAAUGUGUCCUGCCUGUUUAACGGCUUGGUAUACUAUGAUCAGUGGAGCCGGUUGCGAUGGGAGCAAAUUAUAAUGGUCACGUUGGGCGUCUCUCUGAUUAUCUGUGGCGUUCUGAUCCUGUCGUGGCGAGGAGGAACGAGUACCGCCCAUUUACAGGAAAAUACGGCUACUGAAAUGGGUGCAUAA